AUGUCUUCAUGGAGCUCUCCGCAGCGAAGCUCUCUACACAACGAUUUGACGUCGCCUCUGCGAUCGACUGUUGAACUCGAGGAUCCGUUCAACACCAGUCCGAAUCAUUCAUUUCGUGGUAGCGUGCACAACUCGCAGCUGUCUCCACGUAGCGAUCGCACUCCGCCUACUCCUUACUAUCGCGAUGUAUCUGCUUCACCCUACGGAUCGCGAGCAUACACCAUUCCCUCACCUGUGUUUGGCGGUCCAAACUCUCCUUUCCAUAAUUCCGCUUUCAACAUGGCUCGGCUGUUUGCCCGCUCACCGUUGGAAUUGGACUGGCUGUCUCGACGUCGUAGCAAUGCUCAGCAUAUGACCAGAACAAGAGGACACCGCGAAUAUCUGAAUAAUGUCGGGGAAACCAACGAGUCGGAGGGUUUUGGAAUGGCACAGCAAAAUGCGGAAAUUCAUGACAUGAUCAACCGGUUACGCGAUGCUCGAGAAAGGGCAGUUGUUGAUAAAAUGAUGACAGCAGUCAUUUUUUAUGCAGAAAAAGUGAUGAUCCUCACCAACGCCAUCGACGACAUUCAUGCCUUGGCCGAUGCCUAUUAUCGCACGCAACAAUAUGAACGUUGCUUGGAUUUACUGAACAAAAAGAAUAUGAUUUCACAAAGAGUAAUGUGCCGAUACUUGGCUGGCCUGUGUUCUUAUGCGUUGGGAAAGUGGGAGGAUGUUCUGGAUUAUAUCGCACCCGUGAAUCCGUUCAGUAAUGUCGAUCGCAAUUCUGGAUAUAAUGGUACCGUGCCCGAAGCAUUGUUAUGCACCCUCAGAGGACACGCUUAUCUAAAGCUUAAUAACAUCCGCGAAGCAAAGAAGUGUUACAAAGAAGCUCUCAAACUCGACGUAAAAUGCUAUGACGCACUGGAUGCCCUUGUGAAAAAUAAUCUACUGGAAACCUCCGAAGAGUGGAAUUAUAUAGAAACUUUACCAUUUGAAACCCAAUGCGGCGAGGACGCUGACCUGUUCCGAACGAUGUAUAUGUUGAAAUCUGGAAAGUUCAACCACUUUGACGAAGUGACCCAUGCACAACACAAAUUGGAGAAUAUAUAUCAUCUUGGAGACAGUCUCGAUGCUUUGCAGAGCAAGGCAGAAAGAUUGUUGAUGGAAAGCAAGUACGAAGAAUGCCUCAAAAUAUGCGAAACGAUCCGCGAACGGGAUGCAAUGUAUAUCAGUUAUCUGACACCAUACCUCACAUGUCUUUACGAGCUGAAAAUGAAGACGGAAAUAUACCAAUUGGCUGAAUACCUUGUUGAUCGUUUGAAUAAUGAACCUGCGACAUGGUAUGCCGUCGGUAUCUAUUAUAUGUCUUGCCAGCGAUAUGCUGAAGCCAGGCAUUACCUUCGACAAGCAACGAUAAUGAAUCCACAUUAUGAAGCCGCGUGGUUGUUGCAGGGUCAUGCAUUUGCUGCAGAAUUCGAUCAUGAAGAAGCCAUUGAUGCCUACAAAAAUUGUGCCACUCGCGUACCAGGAUCUCAUCUACCUUAUAUGUAUAUCGGCAUGGAAUAUAUGCACCAAAACAAUAUGGAAGCCGCACAGCAGAACCUCUUUCUGAGCUACCGAAAGUGUGGAGACGAUCCCUUUGUAUUAAACGAAAUCGGGGUGUAUUUUUAUCGAUGCGAAGAAUAUGGUCGCGCUUUACAUUAUCUACGAUCCGCGCUUCAAGUAGCGAAAGAUCGGCAAGGCAUGUUUAGCCCUAUUUGGGAGAGAUUAUGGCAUAACAUUGGUCAUUGCUAUCGACAACUAGGCGAUUAUGAACAAGCUCUGAAAUGUUAUGAUUUGGCAUUGAGCAAGAAUCCAGCCAACUCUGAUGCACGGACAGCCAUAGGCAUGAUCUACCAAUUGCAGCACAAAUAUAGUCAAGCGAUUGCGCAGUACAUGAUGGCAUUCAAAAAUACCAGCACCGAAGAUAUACUUGCAGAAUUACACCAUGAUGCGCUGAAUAGCAACCUGAAUGUGACGACCCUGACGUCUUUAUCGGAGGAUGUGUUCAGUGCGACCGAUGAAGAAAAUAUCUUUGAACAGAAUGAGCCAUCGCCAAUGCAGAAAUUCUCGAAUCUUGUUGAUGAAGAAAUCAAAAAACUCAAAUCAAAGGGAUCGGAUGAUGAAGAUGCAAAAAAUGAAGCGUCCAUAUUGGAAGGACUACCGGACCGAUCGGACGAUCCGAUAUUGGAGGAUACAGGCGACCUGGGACCCAGUGUCACCAAGAAAUGGUUGUAA
Messenger RNA from Radiomyces spectabilis, 2256 nucleotides. RefSeq lists its product as uncharacterized. NCBI's taxonomy places the organism in Eukaryota, Fungi, Mucoromycota, Mucoromycetes, Mucorales, Radiomycetaceae. Gene Ontology annotation, biological process: cell division. The transcript has 12 exons. The record is from RefSeq and is a predicted model, not a curated record. The coding region runs from base 1 to 2256 and encodes 751 amino acids. Gene Ontology annotation, molecular function: protein binding.